Messenger RNA from Liolophura sinensis, 2545 nucleotides. RefSeq lists its product as uncharacterized. The record is from RefSeq and is a predicted model, not a curated record. Gene Ontology annotation, cellular component: cytoplasm. Bases 116 to 1207 code for a protein of 363 amino acids. NCBI's taxonomy places the organism in Eukaryota, Metazoa, Mollusca, Polyplacophora, Chitonida, Chitonidae. The transcript is spliced from 3 exons.
GGAAAGCGCUAAACACGGAAGAUGCCCAGACAGACCGAGUAAGCCGGAUAACUUCGCAAAGCGCAGACGGAGGUUCUAUCAUUGUAAAGAGUACCAUAUAACAUCGACGGUCAAGAUGGCGAGCUUUAAAGAACAAUUGCUCAAGCAAAAACUCAAACCUAGCCCAGAGCCUAUGAAGGAUUUCUCGAGCCCUAAAAUGGCGGGGUUCAUAAAACAAGCAGAUAUAGAUGAAUAUCAGGGCAAGGUUUUAGAUGUGAACACAGAGAAGUGGCUCGAUCUACUUAAGGAUGUGACUUUUACAACUUGCUACAGUUCAAUCUCCAUUGAGCAAGCUAGACUUUUUGUCAAUGUUUAUGAACGAAUCUAUAAAAAUCUUGACCACAGAAGCAUCUGUCGUCUUUCAUGGGAGGACAAAUUGUUACCGGAAGAGAACGUCAUUUUGGAAGGUAUGCGCACAGAGUUAGCCAUAGCAAUGAAUGAGUACGUCAAAGAAGGUUAUGUUUUUGUCAAAACCUCCAGUCGAAGUCCAAAAGAUGGUCCGUUGGCUCAGGAACGUUUGGAACAUUUGUAUCGCCAAAGAUUGUCGAGUUUUCCAGAAGAAGACCGUUCAAAAGAAAACACAAAACUCACCACUCUUUUGCAAGUUUGCUUUGACGCCAUGAUGGUCAAAAGUGCCGAAGAAGUGAUGGACUUGUUCAUGAGAAGUGAACGGAUUUAUCAAGAUAUGCUUCUGGCCUUAGCGGUUCCUGAUAGAUUCCACGAGAAUUUCGUGAUCCGACAGUUUGUUCCCAUCGACGUUGACAUGGAAUUUCGGGGUUUUGUGUACAAUCAUGAUCUAGUGGCUCUCUCACAGUACAACUACUUGAUCUUCUCUCAACGGCUACUUGAGCAGCAGGGUGGCAUUGAGCAAAAACUUAUUAAGUUCUUUGAAACCGAAGUCAGAACACGUCUAAUGUCUGAGGCAUUCUCAAGCAACUUCAUCAUUGACUUCGCCAUUUCCCAGAAUGGGACACCGAACGAGAAACUCUGGGUCAUUGAAAUAAACCCAUACCUGGAAACGACAGAUGGCGCCCUAUUCAGCUGGCAGCACGAGCGCCACUUACUGGAAGGCAAAGGCGGUUUCCAAUUUCGGAUAACAACGCGACCAAAGCCAGGAGCAAAGGCAAUGCUGCCAACACGUGCAAGGGAUCUACUGAACGAAAAUUAAAAUACAUUUUGAAAUAUUUUAUGCAUUCUUGACAUGUGAACUAAUUUGCGACAUAAGUUAACUGACUAUUUCAUCUAUUCAACAUUAUUUUCAUAAACGACUGUAAACUUUUUAGUUGAAUGUAGGAUGUGUUUCAUAAUAGAUAGUUCAAUACGACACUGCGUGCAUUUCCCUACACAGGGCGUGUAUAUUAGUGUGGGAAGUUGACAAAAAAAUUCCAAACAUAGCAGACGAUUUGAGUUGCCCUAUUUGAAAGUUUAAACGACUGGAUUACUGUUGAAUGAUGGUUUACCAAUGCUGCCUUCGACAUAUUACAUUUCGGGCGUUUUAGGGAAUCGGUGAAGAGCAAACAUAAAGUAGGGUUCGAGCCGGGUUUUUUUUUUAAAUUGUCCGCGUGUAAGCCUAUAUGACACACGCUUGGUGUUACCGGCCCCAAAUGCAAGGCCGCGGGUUAAGUAUAGGGACUGGAGAAGGUAUUGAUCAUUUUAGUUUCUAAUGCUUUGUUGCUGAUCAGGGCCUUCGCCACUACCUGUGUUUGAAAUAAACACAGAAAAAUUUAGAACAUUGAAAUAGAGAGGGGAAAGUUCUUCUGCCAUACUUUAACAACUUCGACAUACAACACAGACGACUACGAACGGUGGGGACUUCGAUUCACCCCUACACUCACGUCUUCGUAUCUUGCCGUUGGUCUGUCCGAUGUAAACCUCGCACCAACUUACAGAAUUAUAAGAACAUUGAAAUAGAGAGAGAAAGGUACUUCUGUUAUACUUGAACAACUUCGAUAUACAACAAAGGCGACUACGAACGGUGGGGGCUACCAUUCCCCCCUUCACAUGGUCGUAUAAACGUAUAUUCCCACAUUAGGCAAACAGCACCUUCACCUUCUUGUCUGCAUCUUUUUCGUUCAUCACAUCGAUAAAAUAUAUACAAAUGUAUAUUGACAAACAUGAAGUUCAUACUGGAAGUCGUUUCACUUAUAGCAGAGUGGUUGGUGAUGUCAAACAAGUUCAAGUGGUAAUAGAUUACAGAACAACUGCUGCCUCAUUCCAAUACCAAACACACCACAUACAUAAAGCAGUCCCACCCACUUCCAGUACACUAAGACUGGGCUAACCAGUUUUACAUGGCCUGUCCUAUAUAUUUGAUAACUUGAUUGUUCAAGUGGAGAUUUUUUCACUUUCAUAAUGGUAAGCCUACGCGUUUAUGAAAAAUCCGCUGAAAUAUAAGUAAGACAAUUUUCGAAUUCGCAAUACUUACCCUUCAAAACAUCUCUUUUUUUUAAUUUCUACUUUUACACGAUGGAUGGCUUAGUUUGAUGUACAAGGCCUGAUCUUUGAG